Molecule: messenger RNA, 2226 nt
Organism: Prunus avium (sweet cherry)
Lineage: Eukaryota; Viridiplantae; Streptophyta; Magnoliopsida; Rosales; Rosaceae
Product: pentatricopeptide repeat-containing protein At1g02370, mitochondrial
Cellular component (GO): mitochondrion
Molecular function (GO): protein binding
Source: RefSeq, a predicted model, not a curated record
UAAAAUUAAAUCCUAACAGAAAUACCGAUUUGUUAAACCCUACCAAAACCCUUGGCUUUGAGGCAGAGAGAAUUUACUCUGACGAAAAUGAAUUCUAGCCGCUCGAUAUCCGCCGGCACUUGGCUGGUGAGGAAGCUUUGCACGGCGGUUGAGGCUGCGACGGAGUCGGCGCGGAGUCAGCCUGGAAAUCCCAAUAGGCUGUACCGGAGGCUAUCGGCUUUGGGAGCCACCGGAGGCAGCGUGGCAAAGACGUUAAAUCAGUACAUUAUGGAGGGCAGAAUGUUGAAGAAGUACGAGCUCGAGAGAUGCAUCAAGGAGCUCCGCAAGUACCGCAAGUUCCAGCAUGCCUUAGAGAUAAUGGAAUGGAUGGAGUUUAGGAAAAUGAAUUACUCGAGAGCUGACUUUGCCAUACGUUUGGAUCUUACGUCCAAAGUGAAAGGGAUAGAGGCAGCUGAGGAUUACUUCAGCGGCCUAUCCCCGUCUUUAAAGGAUCGAUUUACUUACGGAGCCCUUUUGAACUGUUAUUGCAAGGAACUGAUGGAAGAAAAGGCAUUGGCUCUUUAUGAGACGAUGGAUGAGUUGGAGUUUGCUUCCUCUUCUUUGGUCUUUAACAAUCUCAUGUCUAUGCAUAUGAGAAAGCAGCAACCAGAGAAAGUGGCUCCUUUAGUGCAAGAAAUGAAGCAGAGGAACAUCCCUCUGGACACAUUUACGUAUAACAUCUGGAUGCAGAGCUUUGCGUCUUUAAACGAUUUUGAAGGAGUAGAAAGAGUCCUGGACGAGAUGCGAAAACAAGAUGGAAACCAAUGCAGUUGGUCAACGUAUAGUAACCUGGCUGCGAUUUAUGUAAAGGCUAAGAUUUUUGACAAGGCUGAGCUAGCCCUUAAAAAGUCGGAGGAAAUGAUGAAACCCCUGAAGCAGCGCCAUACAUACCAUUUCUUGAUUAGCCUCUAUGGCUGCACUUCUAAUCUAGGUGAGGUCAAAAGGGUAUGGGAAUCGCUCAAGGAAGCUUUCCCAGCAACCAACAAUAUGAGCUAUCUUCUCAUGCUUCAGGCCCUCUGUAAGCUAAACGAUAUUGAGGGCUUGAAAGAAUGUUUUGAGGAAUGGGAGUGCAAAUGCUCCAGUUAUGAUAUGCGACUGGCAAAUACUGCUAUACGUGGUUACCUCAGUCAGGACAUGUAUGAAGAAGCAGCAUUGGUCUUUGCAGAUGCCUGUAAGAGGACUAAAGGGCCUUUCUUUAAGGCUCGGGAAAUGUUCAUGGUUUACUUCUUGAAAAACUGUCAGGUGGAUUUGGCUGUUAGCUAUUUGGGAGCGGCUGUUUCAGAAUCCGUGGAUGAGGAAUGGCGUCCAUCCCCAGAUACCACAAGUACAUUUUUUAAGUAUUUUGAAGAAAAGAAAGAUGUUGAAAGUGCUGAGAACUUUUGCAAGAUUCUGAAGCGUCUAAAUUGCCUCAGUUCCAAUGAGUAUUAUUUGUUGCUUAAGACUUACAUAGCUGCCGGAAAAUUGGAUCCUGAGAUGCGUCAAAGAUUGAAGGAAGAAGAUAUUGAAAUAAGCCCCGAGCUUGAGAGUUUGCUUGAAAGGGUUUCCCCUGAGUAGAUUAACUGCAUUGAACAGGCCCCUAUGAUUUUAACGCAUUUUCACUUCUUUAAAUUAUACAUUGGAAUCUUUAACUUUAGUGUUCUUUAAGAGUGCAUAUACCUUAUGAUUGCAUAAGUUGGGGCACCUAGGUUGGGACAACGUCUUUUCUUUGAUGCGGCUACUGUCGUAUCAAUAUGCAAGUAUGCAGGUAUGCAUAUUUUUCUUCGAUAGGCAUGCUUUUGCUUUUAACUCUAAGCAUGACAAUCGAUGUUUCCAAUGCCACAUUUGCAGUACAUUUUGCAUGUACAGAUAUAUUCAGCUUUUGUUAGAGAUGAAGUCUCUUCUCCUUUUAUCCCUCUACCCUUGUGCAUGUGCAUGAAGUUUGAGUAUGCUGAUAUCAUUGUCUGAAUUUAAUCUUACCUGUGUGGUUGUGUGACCUAUAUUGAAGUCAUGGUACUUAAUUGAUCAACUUUUAUUUGUUUCGCGGUAACAAGUUCUGUUUUAAUUGGACUUUUGUAGGCUGUAAGGAUCCCUGGAUCUGUUGCUGCAUCUCACCCCUUGAGGGAGCUGUAUUUGUCGACUAUUAUUAUUUGUAAAAUGUAUUAUCAUAAUUACUUCGUUCCUUAAUGAUUUCAGAUUCUUUGUUUUAAA